CCACUCGCAACCCGUGCGCGAUCAAACGAACAAUCGCACAUUCUGGCGCGUCUGAACCGUCAUCAUCGUCCCCGUCGUCCGAGUAGAGAGGUAGAGAGAGUGGCGCAGAAACAGAAAGUUUUGCUCUCAAGUGUCACACGCCGCGCCGGGUUUUGUUUUCUGCUAAAAUUCAAUGUUGUUAGUGUUUUAGUUGGUGUGGAAGUGUGCAGCAGAUGAUAAUCCCGUUUGGCGUUUAGUUUCCGCGUUAUCAUCGUGGUCGCGUCGUUAGUUCUGCUCGCGAGGGUAUCUCCCGCUCAAAUAGUUUCCGCGAGGUGCAUCCCUAUUAGAACGCCGUCGUCGUCGUCACCGUCGAUGUGUGUUGUCCGUGGGCUUUUGUGAAGAAAUUACAAGCUGAUAAGGGUUGUCAGUGUUUUUACUUUUAUCAUUAUUUGCGAAGAGUUUAUCCUCGUAGUGUAGCGUUCCGUGAAAAAGUGCUGAUUGUCUAAUAAAACGAUUAAACAAAUCUGCUGUUUAGUGGCGUGUUGGGCUGCUUUCGGCGGAGGUCAGUUUCCUUCAGUGAGCUGGAAGUUAGCCGUUAACCUUGUUUUGUGUGAGUCGUGAACGCAAAAAAAAUAGCGUCGUAAACACGUUGUUGUCCAAUUGGGCUGGCGGUGGUGUGGUUGUUCGACGGCAAGAUCCCAUCUAAUUGGAACCGAGUACGGAAGCUGCCAGCUACCUUGCAGGCUGUUGCCGACAGUAACUAAACGCCGGAAACUACACAAACAGCAAAAAAACACACAAAUGGCCGAAAAACUGCAGGAGGAAAAGUUCGAGCGCUUCGGGCGCGUCGAACAGGUGGAAAAUUUCACCACAACGGAUCCGAACGGAGCGGUGAAGCUGCGCGUUGCCAAGGAGGGCAUCGCCUCGUUGGAUCCGAUGUCGGUACCGGAUCUGGUCAACCGUACCGUGCGGGACUAUCCGGACCAUCCGGCCAUGGUGUACAAGAAUACGCAGAACCGCUGGACUACCGUUACCUAUAGGGAAUACCGCGACCGGGUCCAUAAAAUGGCCAAAGUGUUUAUCAAGCUGGGCCUAGAACCCCAUCACACCGUCAGCGUCCUCGCUUUCAACAGUCCCGAGUGGUUCGUCUCCGAACUGGCAGCCAUCCACGCUGGUGGCAUCAUUACCGGCGUGUAUACGACCAAUUCGGCCGAGUCGGUUAAGCACGUACUGGAGAGCUCUCGGACCAACAUCGUCGUGGUGGACGACGCCAAACAGAUGGAGAAGAUCUACUCCAUCAAGAGCCAGUUGCCACAUCUGAAGGCUGUCAUCCAGACGACGGCCCCUUAUGCGCCCUACGUCAAGCGCGAGGAUGGCUACUAUCGGUGGUCCGAGCUGGAGGAGAUGAACACCGACGACGUGGAGGAGGAAUUCAAGAACCGCUUGGCGAACAUCGUCAUCAAUAAGUGCUGCUGUCUGGUCUAUACGUCGGGAACCGUUGGCAAUCCGAAGGGGGUGAUGAUGUCCCAUGACAGUUUGACCUGGGAUUCGUACUCCAUCGGUAAACGAUUGGAUCAGAUUCAGUACGGAAAGGAAGUGUUGGUGUCAUUCCUGCCCCUGAGCCACAUUGCCGCCCAGAUGGUGGACAUUUUCCUGUCGCUGCAGUUCGCUUGUACGGUGUACUUCGCCGACAAGGACGCCAUGAAGGGAACGCUGAUCAACACGCUACAGGAAGCCAAGCCGACGCGUAUGCUGGGCGUUCCUCGGGUGUACGAAAAGAUUCAGGAGAAGAUGUUGGCAAUUGGGGCACAGAGUGGAACCGCCAAGAAGAUGAUUUCCUCUUGGGCCAAGAGCGUGACGUUGCAGCAUCAUCUGAAUGCGAUGGAAGGCAAACCAACCAACUCCUUGCAGUACCGUUUCGUGAGAAACUUCCUGCUUUCGAAGGUAAAGGACGCGUUGGGACUGAGUCGGUGCAUGACGAUGGUCACAGCGGCCGCUCCGAUGGAUCCGGAAACGAAGAAGUACUUCAUGAGCCUGGACAUGCCGAUCAUGGAGGCGUUCGGAAUGUCGGAGACCUGCGGAGCGCACUCGUUGACCACGGCCGACAGCUACAACUUCGCCACGAUCGGCAAGAGCUUGGGCGGAUGCGAGACUAAAAUCGACAAACCGGACGAACGUGGCCACGGGGAGAUCUGCAUGCGAGGACGACACAUCCUGAUGGGAUACGUUGGCGAUGAGAUUAAGACUAAGGAGGCCAUCGAUGAGGAGGGAUGGCUGCACUCUGGGGACGUGGGUUACAUUGAUGAUCAGGAGUUUAUCUACAUUACCGGAAGAAUCAAGGAACUUAUCAUUACCGCGGGCGGUGAAAACAUUCCCCCGGUGCACGUGGAAAAUCUGGUCAAGAACGAACUGAUGCAGGUGAGCAACGCAUUCCUGGUGGGCGACAAGCGCAAGUUCCUGACCAUGUUGAUCACGCUGAAAACGCAAAUGAACCUGGACAGCGGUGAGCCGAAGGACGAACUGACGCCGGAGACGAUCGCCUGGGUGAAGGGACUGGGCGUGGAGUACACCAAGCUGAGCCAGAUCAUUGCCGCUGGGCCGUGUCCGAAGGUGCUUCAAGCCAUUCAGGAGGGUAUCGAUCGCGCCAACAAGAAAGCUAUUUCCAACGCCCAAAAAGUACAAAAAUUCACUCUGCUAUCGGCUGACUUCUCGGUGCCCGGAGGAGAACUCGGCCCAACCCUAAAGGUGAAGCGAAACAUAGUUAACAAGAAGUACGAUGACAUAAUUGAAAAGUUCUACGCCUGAUGAUUGGACACUUGCCGCUGGUACCAAAAACAAAAGACAGAAAAAGAUGCUGCUGCUGUUGAUAUAAUGUUAUAAUUUUUUGUUUCGUUUUGAAUUUUUAUAUCUUUGUUUAUUUUUUUUUUUGUUUUUUGCUAAUGGGCGUUGCCAGCAACGCCGCUAGCAAUGGGACUUAAAGACACUAUUACUUCUGUUAGCCACAUAUUACUCUAGUAGAGAAAUUUACACGUCGAACACCUGAACCGCGCGCCGUUUGGUGGGUCCAAUAGCUUAGGAUUAGUUGGUGAUAUUAUAUUUUGCAAUUUCGCGUACAAUCCGGGAAAACGAGAGGCUCAGACACCGCGAGAGAGCCGGACAACGGAACAAUAGGCGGCAGAAGACGGCUCCUGUAAAUAGGAUUCCAUUUUAGGAUGUAAUUAUUACCUCAUUAGGAUCAUUACUGUUAUCGAGAUGUGGAUGCGAGUGAUAUGUACGAAGCUUACUCUAUGAGGGAAUCACUCGAACAGCGGGUGAGACACACAGAGGAAGAGCGGAACUAGAAAGAGAGCGCGCGCACAGAGCGAUGGUUAGCUAAUAAUUGAAUAAAAUCAAUUUUCUUAUAA
Aedes albopictus (Asian tiger mosquito) is the source of this 3383-nucleotide messenger RNA. It is a transcript of the gene bgm, whose product is annotated as very long-chain-fatty-acid--CoA ligase bubblegum. Gene Ontology annotation, molecular function: long-chain fatty acid-CoA ligase activity. The transcript has 10 exons. The coding region runs from base 781 to 2784 and encodes 667 amino acids. The record is from RefSeq and is a predicted model, not a curated record. NCBI's taxonomy places the organism in Eukaryota, Metazoa, Arthropoda, Insecta, Diptera, Culicidae. Gene Ontology annotation, cellular component: endoplasmic reticulum; membrane.